Messenger RNA from Arachis ipaensis, 1588 nucleotides. NCBI's taxonomy places the organism in Eukaryota, Viridiplantae, Streptophyta, Magnoliopsida, Fabales, Fabaceae. The record is from RefSeq and is a predicted model, not a curated record.
CCCAAGACCCUUAAAGCCAAAGCUUCUGUCCACACCACACACACCCCCCCAUUCAUUACAAAUUAACAUUCAAAACCUAAUUAGCCACCAUGGAGGACGAGGAGGAGGGGCCACGUUCCCCCACCGCCACCACUCCCUCCGAAGACCACGAAUUCGACGCCCCGCCCUCCUCUCCUCCGCCGGCUUUCCUUUUCCAGCGCCCGCCCCUGCUGCAGCCUGCUACCGCCAUGGCGCCGCUUUACAAGCAGCGUUCCUGGUCGCCGGAUGCGUACCGCGACGAGGCGUGGCUCCGCCGCAAAGGCAACUGGAAGAACCGCCGCAGCCGUAGCGUGACGGACGAGGACGUCAACGAGCUCAAGGCCUGCAUCGAGUUAGGCUUUGGAUUCGAGUCUUCGCCGGAGGUGGAACCUGAUCAGCGCCUCUCCGAUACAUUACCGGCGCUAGAGCUCUACUACGCCGUCAACAAGACCUACAACAAUUCUCUCCUCUCCAGGCCCCCCGCCCCCGUCACUAUCACCGCCUCCUCAACGCCGCCGUAUUCUUCCGCUGCCUCCGACGACUGCGAGAGCACGUCUUCUUCCCAUGGCAGUCCCCACACCAUCUUCACCACCGAAUUAACGAUGAUGAUGAUGAUUGCUUGUUCCGUUAAUUGGCGAUUAACCCAGGAACUAAACCAGGGUUAGCAAAGUUAACCACACAGUGUGACGUGUGCGAAAUUAUUAUUAAUAUGACGAUGACAGGGAUUCACCACCGAAUUGACGAACCCUACUAAAUACCCCCGGGGCCCCCCUAUUAACCAAACCCCAAUUGUCUCGGAACCAAACUUGUUAGUUCCUUGCCUAUUAUUAUAAUGUUGCUGUCGGCAGCUCCCCCUUUUGUAUUGUGCUUCUCCAUUUUCAUCACUUAAUUAAGGCUAGAUCUAUGUCCAUUAUAUAUACUAUCCUGCUUUGUUCACAUUUAUAUUACUUGUUUUGUUAUGGGUAUGCUAGCUAGCUGCUAGUGCUAGUUAAUUACUAUAGGUUUGUUUUAAUUGUGUCAGAACCAAUCCCCGUGUGAAAAUAUUGGCCAAAACGUGUGUAAUUGUAAUGUACUGUAUAUAUAUAUUGCCUUAGCUUGUUGGGCUUGGUGCUUGGAAUUGGAAGAAAGAAGAAUGUGACAAGUGACAACCUUGUAAUACUCUGACAAAAACAACAAACAAAAAGGGACGGGGUACAGCUUGUGUUCAUUAUUCUAACAUGGGGCCUUUGCGUGGAAAGUAGUGAGCUCGCUGAAACUUGGGGUUUCAACUUGGGUCUUGGAAUGAAGAGAACCUUAUUUGCUUGUUGGCUUUGUGAUAAGUCGUAGUUUCUAGGCUGUCAUUACCAAAUUUCCCGAGACAGCAGGAAGAGGCGUAAUGGGACGUGUUGACUUUCAACUUUACUUUGUUCUAACAUAGCGGCUCAAUGCUCUUGAAGCCAAUUAUUGAUAGACCCAAACAGAGAUUCUGUUCCUGCUACAUCCCGGUUCGUGUUUAGGAUUUCAAUUCUUGUAUUCUAUUUUUAGAUGAGUUAGGUUGACACCUGUCAAUAAGAAUCUACUUUUAAGGCUA